This is a messenger RNA of Andrographis paniculata, 5426 nucleotides long. RefSeq lists its product as uncharacterized. Bases 328 to 5349 code for a protein of 1673 amino acids. Lineage: Eukaryota; Viridiplantae; Streptophyta; Magnoliopsida; Lamiales; Acanthaceae. The record is from RefSeq and is a predicted model, not a curated record. The transcript has 10 exons.
UAUCUUUGCACAGCACUCGCUUUCCCCUUCCUCUCUAGAGCUUCUCGCAGUUUUGCUGGCCGAUUCAAAACCCUAGCAUAGAAAUUCACCAUUUUGAAAGAUUAGUUUUCGUCUCCCCUCUACCCUGGUCACGCACAUUUUAAUUUUCACCUGACUGCUGUACAUCUUUACCAGGAUACCUGUUGGAGUUAAGUGGGCAUAGUCUGGAGAGUUGGAUUUCACCACAGACGGUCCUUGUUAAAUAGCCAGACGAGGAGUUUCUAGCUAACUAGCUGCUCUUUGAUUGUCAUCUUGCAUUAGCUUCCGAGUUUUGUGCUGUUAUCAUCUAUGCCUGGUAACGAAUUUGGAGACCGCGUUCACAAUUUCUUUGCACCAGACAAUUCGUCACAGGGGCAGCACCAGUCACAUGUUUUGCAAGGGAAUUGGCCUGUGUUAAAUAACAAUAUUUGGGUAAAUGGCCAGAUACAAAUUGAUCCAACAAAUUCUAGUAAUAAUUAUGCUUUGCAAAAUUCAGAUAUAGGCAGAAGGCAGACCAACUAUUCUGUUGACGCUGCAAAUGGCUUGAAUUUCUCUCGAUCAGAUCUGGGGCCAGAUUUUUGUAAAAAUCAGUCACUAAAUGAACAACCCUAUACAAAUGGGUUUGUGUAUGGAGAUCGAAUCUACCAGAAUGGGCAGAAUGAAUCAAACUUUCUGCCAGUGAAUACAAAUUCCGCACAGCAUCAUUUACUCUCCUCAAGUGGCUUAGCUGUCCAUGGGUUACAGCAGGGAUCUUGCUCUGAUCAACAACCGAAAGCUUCAAGCAGAUUUGAGACAUCUUUACCUUUUGAUAUAUUUGGUGCUCAGCAACAGAUAAGCCCUCAGCAAGCGAGCAUGAUGCAGGCAAUUCAACAACAGCAAGCUGGCCUCAAUGACAUGCACCAUCUGCAACAGCAAUUCCUCAUCAAGAAAAUGCAAGAUCUUCAGCGGCAGCAGCAACUUCAACAAUCUGGGUUGAGGACUCAAGAUCUGAUGAAUCAGAAUUCUCCCCUAAAUAUGAGUGUGUCUGGUUUCCAGUCUACUUUGGUUACAGACUCUCCCAAUUCUGAUACUAUGCAUGAGCAUGGGACAAGCUGGCUGAGCCAUGGUUCUUCAAACAUGCAGGGGUCCCCUAGUGGGUUUGCUUUUCAACCAAGCAUAGGCCAGACACAACCCCUAAUGGAUUUGGCGCCUCAACAGGCUGAGCAAUCCCUGUUUGGUGUUCCUGUUUCUAGUUCGAGGGGUUUAGCUAUGAACCACUAUUCUCAAAUGGAGGAUGGAUCUUCAAUGCCUCAAAUGCCUACCCCGAGUAGCUCCCAACACAAGUUUUUUCCUAACCAAAAUGGUGCGCAGGAUGGGAAUUACAAUUCCAGUAAAAAAAUUCAGACUGAAAACAUGUUUGGACAUUCUGUGAGUCAGUCACUAAAUUCUGGGACAAGAGAUACAGGGAGCCUCCAGCAUAAGGUUUCUACUCAAAGAAAUGCACCCCAGCAGGAAUCUUGGGGGCAGAAGGUGCUUGAUACACCAUCCGAGACUCAAAGAAAUGCACCUCAGCAGGACUCUUGGGGGCAGAAGGUGCUCGAUACUCCAUCCGAGACUCAAAGAAAUGCACCUCAGCAGGACUCUUGGGGACAGAAGGUGCUUGAUACUCCAUCUGAGACCUUGCAUGAAAGACCUCCGUGGAAAGCUGGUUCAUCCCAAAAUGAAGUUGCCCUUGAUCCAACUGAGGAAAAGAUUUUGUAUGGUUCAGAUGAUAAUAUAUGGAAUGUCCUUGGCAAGAGCAGUAACAUGAGUGGAGAAGCUGGUAAUCUGUUUGAUAAUGGUGGGCUGACAGAUGAGUUCCCAUCAAUGCAAAGUGGCAGCUGGAGUGCUUUAAUGCAGUCUGCUGUUGCUGAAACUUCUAGCAGUGAUAUAGCACCACAGGAGUGGAAUGGUCUGACUUUUCACAAUGCUGAGAGUUUUCCAGCAAAUAAGCCCUCUACCAUUUCUUUGCCUAAAGAAAAUUUACAAACUCCAUCAGUAUUGAAUGCUGCACGCAUCCCCUCUUCUGCAGAUUUAAAUUCUCAGAAUGUUAUGGGAUCGAAUCAAAUUGGACAUGAGUUUCAAAGUGUACCGGCACAAAGAGUGGGUAAUACACCUUUCAUAUUUGGGCAGUCUUUGGAGGAAGCUAGUAGCAAGAAGUUAAAUCCCAUUCAAAAGGCUGCUGCUAAAGGGAGUCCGAUACAUGGAAAUGCCUCACAAAAUUCUCUCAAUGCAGAGAGAAGUACAAAGACAGUUUCUGCAUCUUGGUCUCCCAGACAAAGUGGACCUAGAGAUCAUUUCAGUGGUUUGAAGGUUCUGGAAGGUGUACCAUCUGGUGGAGAUAGAGUGUCGAGCAUUCAUGAGAAUGAGAAGUUGCAAAGUUUCCAAGAAAGUCAAUCAAGGGUGAUUCAAGGAGAAGUGGGGCAUGGGGGCUCUUUAUGGAAUCCCAAUUCUCUAUUGAGUUCUAAUACAUUUGGUCAUGUAAAUCCUGCUGAUGAAAAUCACCUAACAAAUAAGGGGGUUUUGAAUUUAAAUGGCACAGCUUCCGUUGAAGACUCAUCUAAAACUGGUGUUCCUCCAAACAACUUUUUUCUCAAUCAGUGGAAAUCUACCCAUCCUUCAUCCAAAUUCCAUGGUGGUGAGCAUUUUGGGAGAAAUCUGGAUGAGGUUAAUGGGAACAAUCAUGGUUUGGGAUCGCUAACUGGCUCUGACAAGGAUGUAGCAUUGGGGAAAGAUCUGAAGACUCGCCCACAGAAGGAGAAUUCCAGUGACAGCUACCAUUCAAACUUAACUCAGCAUGCUUCUGGUGGCCAUCUAGAAAAUAGAUUAUUGGACGCAGGUGAUUCAAGAUCUUCAUCUCUUGGGAAACAGAAGUCAAUCAAUCAGCUUUCCAUGAAAGAUCCUGUCCAUCGUAAGUUUCAAUAUCAUCCCAUGGGAAACUUGGAUAAGGAAGAGGAACCUGCAGCCAGCAUGAAGCAGCCUACCCAGGACAUGCAUAAAAAGGAUACUAGACACUUCAGUCCGUGCACUUCGAGCAAGACAUCUUCCCAAGGCCAAAAUAUGUUGGAGCUUUUUCAAAAGUUGGACCAGGCAGGGGAUCAAGUUGUGUCAUCACGCAUGAGAUCUGACUACAAUUCACCAUCUCAGCUAAACACAACAGAUAAAAAUGAUGGAUCCGCUAGCCGUUCCCAGCAUGCUCAAUCUUCUGGCUCUCAAGUCUUUGGAUUUGAUCUUGGCCCUCCAUCUCGACGGUUUCAGGCUUCUGAGUCUUCUUCAUCGGCUCCAAAUGCUCCAGGUAUGGGGCAACAUGGCACUGAAAAUUCUGUGUAUAAGCUGCAGAGGAAUUAUAAUCCAGCUCUCAGUUCUGCGAUUCCAUGUGGAAAAGACGAGCUUGAAAAUAAACAGACAAGUGAAAAAAUGGUUUCAAAUCAGCACCAGUCUUCUUUUGGUGGUAAUGCCCUGCAAUUUAUGCAAAGAGGAUCUGCAGAUAAUGUUCUAUCUGAUUCUUCUCAUCUCCAGAACGAUGAUCCUACAUCAGUAGCGUGCAACACUCAGCACUUGAGUAAUCCUGGUAUUUCUGAACAGGAUGUUUCCAGGCAAGUGUUGCAUAACAUGUUGACUAAGGGCCGUGAACCUGAAUGGACUUUAGCUGCUCAGAAAAAACGAAAAGCUCCAUUGUGUUUUUCAGACUUCACUCACUCAAGCAUUGUGAAAUCAAGUCGUCAAGAUGAAUUGAGUGUUGGUAAAGAGCCCAAUCUUUCAUCUAAGUCGAGUACAAUUCAUACAAACUUUCCAGGUGUUGAUAAGGAUCAGCCUAGGGUGAAUAUUGAUUUGGAUGCCAAAAUGGAAGAGUCCGGGGGAAAAGUAACAUUUUUUAAGAAUCAACUGAAUGAUUCUCCUGCUAAUUCCAAGGAUAUUCAAGCCUUUGGUAGGCCAUCGAAGCCAAAUGAACAAUAUGCCUUGCUGAACCAAAUGAAGGUCUUGAGGGAUACAGAGUCCGAUCUGGAUGUUAGGGUCUCAAAGAGAAUUAAAGAAGCAGAUACCAAUGUUGAGAAUCAAGUAAAUUUGAUGCCAGGGCAGCAAAAUGAAGCUGGUGUUAGCAGUUCUUUCGGCUUGAAUUCUGAGGUUCCUUCUGAUGGUUUUAGGACACUGGGCAUACCCAAUCCAUUCAUUAACUUGCAGAAGAGCACUUCUUCACAUGGAAAUGUCGCCUCACAAGAUGCUGCAAUGCCUGGCAUGGAUGCAUCUAAGAGUCAUCUUUCUACCAAUUCUGCGGCUUCUGUUGGAGCUGAGCGCCUGGUCAGUCCCCAAAUGGCACCUUCGUGGUUCAACCAAUAUGGAAAUUUAAGAAAUGGGCUGUUGCCUGUGAAUAAUGCACAGCAAGUCGCAAACUUAAAACCAGCAGAGUUGCCAUAUAUUCUUGGGAAAUCUUCUAAUGUCUCGAGUACUCUCAUUUCACAAGAGAAAAUUGCUAGUGCCCCUACCCCUGUUGAUGCACGUCAAGUUGAUGGCACCAUUCUGAAUUCAUCAUCCACAUCUGUAGCAAACGAGCAUUUGCCCUCUCCCCUGGCAUUGCAAUUGAAUCUCACUCCCCAGCAUCAGGUGAUUCCGAGGCCCAAUAAGCGAAAGGCUGAUACUUUUCAACUACAUCCAUGGCACAAAGAAAUAUCUGAUCAUUCAAAAGCUCUUUCAACUCUCAGCAUGGCAGAAUCAGAUUGGAGUAAGGCAGCAAAUCGUCGCAGUGAAAAGGUCGAAGAUGGUACUGAAUUAGUUGAAGAUGUGCAUCCAAUGCUCAAAUUGAAAAGAAGGCUUGUAUCGACAACACAGCUUAUGCAGCAAAUGUUUCCUCCACCUCCUGCAAAUAUUCUCUCCAGCGAUGCUCGUUCUGAAUAUGAGAGCGUAGCUUAUUCAGUAUCUAGGUUAGGACUGGGUGAUGCAUGCCGCUCGGUUUCUUUCUCAAGUGAUUCAGAGUUGCCUCCCGAUGGUGUGAACCUAGGUCCUGCCAAGAGAAAACUGAAACCCGAUCAGCUAUUUGCACAAGCUAUUGACGAGUUGUCAGGGAAGGCUAAGAAGCUAGAAAGUGAUUUAUCGAGACUGGAGAAGGGUAUCUCAAUGUCGGAUUUGAGAGUGGAACAUCAAGAUUUGGAGAAGCAUUCCACCAUCAAUAGAUUUGCUAGGGUUCAUGGCCGGGGCCCAAAUUAUAAUGCCGAGACAGCGUCAGCCAAUGUUGGUCCACCUUGCGUGUUAAGAUAUGUAACUGCUCAUCCCAUGCCUAAAAAUAUACCCGAUGGGGUGCAAUGUCUACCGCUAUAAUGAACUGAUGAUAUAUUUACCAUUCCCCUAUAGUCAUCUGUAACCCCCCCCGGUAGUUUUUCAUAUUCAUUGGCACA